Paracoccidioides brasiliensis Pb18 is the source of this 183-nucleotide messenger RNA. RefSeq lists its product as uncharacterized. The coding region runs from base 1 to 183 and encodes 60 amino acids. The transcript has 2 exons. The record is from RefSeq and is a predicted model, not a curated record.
AUGGCAUUACAGAACAACCACCAUUCGGUCACCGGGUCCACCAAAGACCCGGAGAACGGACCAGCAGUCGCAGCGUCGAUAUUCACAGCUGUAGCCGUUUACGCUUUCUUCAUGGUAUUUUGCGGCAUACAAGCCUUCCUACACGUCCGAUCGAGUCGAAGAGGCGCAAUAUCGUUGAACUGA